AUGCAGGGAAACUUGCACGUGUGGUUCUGGCCGGGGCCCCGGUAUACUGUACUAAUAUGUGUAGGUCCUCGUAAUUCGAGUGAGAUUGUCAUGGCGCAAAAGCAGAUAUGGUCCGGUAUUCCCUUGUUCCCUGUAUUGGUUAUGUUCUUUAUUUCUUGUUUAGCAGAAACUAAUCGAGCUCCGUUUGAUCUCCCAGAAGCGGAACGUGAAUUAGUUGCAGGCUAUAAUGUAGAAUAUGCGCGGGAUGCGAUCCUUAAUAGUUCACUGUUGGCGGAAGCCAAUCCCGGGGUCCCGGGACUCAUUCUGACUGAAACAGGGGGUGGUCUUUACCAACUUCAAAAUUCUCGAUUUUAG
Messenger RNA from Beta vulgaris subsp. vulgaris (sugar beet), 354 nucleotides. The record is from the annotation of a RefSeq genome assembly. Lineage: Eukaryota; Viridiplantae; Streptophyta; Magnoliopsida; Caryophyllales; Amaranthaceae.